UAGACAUCGUACACAGAUCAGGCAGCUCGUGUCGAUGCAAGGAGAGACACUCUCCACCGGGCCGCGACCCCCCUCCUUCCCCUCCUCCUCCCUCCUCCUCCUCCCUCCCUUCUAGAUCAAACUCAGGGAGGUCGAUGACGACGGCGGGGAGGGACGGAAUGCUGAGGCCCAGGUGUGAUGUACCUCAAUGGCCGGAACGGGAACGGGGAGAGUCACGCUCGCCCGAUCACCCUCUCCCCUCCCAAGCCGCCGGUGACGAUAGAUCGGCGAAUGGAGAGGCUGAGAUCUGGCCCCCUCGCGAGGCGAGACUGGGAAACCGAGCCGUGUCACAUAUAUGCCAUUGGGCUGUGCAAUGGGGGUGGAGGAAUCGGGAGAUGCUACUAUCGGCGACUACAACACAUAUUUUCUGCCGUCGAGAACCGAUCGGAUCUCUAACCCGUAGAUCGACUUCUACUACGCAGCGGUCGCGGCCAGGCGGAGCAGAUCUCGUCUCGUCCUGUCUCGCCCAUGACGACAGCGACGAGAUCUCUUGGCGCGCUUCGCGUUUCCGAUUGUCUCCCCCCCCCCCCCUUUCCCCGCCUCCUGAGGGUUACCGACCUUCCCUUUCACAUCAUUUGUCCAGCCUCGAGGGGCCGUCGCUGGUGUUCCGGUCCCCAACUCGCAACACCUUGCCUCCAUCUCACACACGGUCCCUCUUCAUCGUCCCCUCCCCACCACACACACGUCCGCCUUAGCCGAGCCGGUGGUGCUGACCGUGGUUUUAAGCACAGCGAGGACAACAGUUUGCGACGAGCCUUGCGGUCUCCGGGGAUCGCGGCGUCGUUUUCGCGACCUCCCCUCCCUCCUCCCCGACUACAAUCUAUGCGCGGAGCUUCGUAACACCUCGGGGGCGGCAGAGCAGCUGACGAUGUGUAAGGUCGCGGCUUGCCCCUCUAGGAUAGGGUGGCAUGGCCACGGCCGGGGAGGUCGAAACAUGCAGUAUGUAGAUGAGGUAAUGUACCUAAGCUCGCGCUCCCCCCGGCGGAUCGGGUGCAGGCUAUAUCGGA
Molecule: messenger RNA, 1046 nt
Organism: Durotheca rogersii
Lineage: Eukaryota; Fungi; Ascomycota; Sordariomycetes; Xylariales; Xylariaceae
Exons: 1
Coding region: 135-734 (199 amino acids)
Source: RefSeq, a predicted model, not a curated record